Helobdella robusta is the source of this 978-nucleotide messenger RNA. RefSeq lists its product as hypothetical. The coding region runs from base 1 to 978 and encodes 325 amino acids. NCBI's taxonomy places the organism in Eukaryota, Metazoa, Annelida, Clitellata, Rhynchobdellida, Glossiphoniidae. The record is from RefSeq and is a predicted model, not a curated record. The transcript has 4 exons.
AUGUUGAACCUUCUAAAAUCUUCAGCGUAUUUAUCAUUGCUUUCAGAUGACAUAAGCAAUAAGUCUGAUGAGGAAGUAGGGUGUCAGCAAAUACCAUCAGAAAAAAUUGCAGGAAGUACUCCGAUAUCUCCUAAAACUAAUGAACUUAAAAAAGAUCGCCUGCCAAUUGUGGUAUCAGGGAAAAAUGUAGAAAAACUGAUAGCUAUACCAAAGAUUGGCGGUACUGGCAUAAACAUAGGAACCACAAUAGUUCAGUUACUUCAGAAUUGGGAAGGCGUGUCAAAUUGGUUGCCUGCUUUAUUUGAUUUAUUUUUCACUUCAUCUGGCCCUCAAAUUGCUAUUUUUAGUAGAUUUAAAGAUCAAUGGCCAUCAAUUAAUCAGUUAAAAUAUGCAUCGAUUGACAAGGUAAUAACUGGUUGUUCUUUGACUAAUGAUGAAAAUUUGUGGCUAAAGCAAAAUCGUGUGGCUAUGAUUGAUUUUCUUCAAGACCAACUGGAAAAUACUCAACCUCGACAUGGCUACUUGCAAUUGAUUAGGCUUUCUCUCACAACUCUUGGAGUUUCAGAUCCUACUGCUGUACAAGUCACUCCUCCAGGAGCUUAUCACAGGGCUCGCUGGAUGGCCAAAAGAAUUUAUUGUUUUAAGAUUUUUUGCUUUCGUGAGCAACUGAAGUUAACUGCACAUGAGCUACAAGCAUUAAAGAGACUUUGUCUCUUUACUGUAACUGUAUAUGUAAAGGCAUGGUUUUGUGCAGCAAACAGCUAUAGUGCUCCUUACAGUGAUUUAUGUCUUCUUCAAACUCAGGAAUUAUUUGAAAAAGUUGAUUGCAAAGUUGGAAAAGAAGCAAUGAAAAAAAUUAAAAGGAAUCUUUGGUAUCUAAGCGAAGAUCUUGUUGGAAUGACAUUUGUUUCUGAUUUGGUUAAUGUCGAUGAGAAAAGGCUUAUGGUUAAAGCAUUACCUAAACCAGCAAAAAAAUGA